AGUUGAGAUGUGUGCACUUCCAAUCUCUAGAGCAAAAAUACCUGUUGAAAUCAUGGCGGAGAAAGGAAUAUCUGCCUCGAAUAAGGGAGGAGAUGAUGAGGGCAGAACGAUAUUGGUGUCAGGAGUCCCAACUGAAUUCCGUUUGGAAGCCAUUCAGUCUUAUUUUGAGAACAAGAGUAGAUCAAGUGGAGGACCUAUUAAAGGAAUCCCAGAACGGAUCCAAGAUUCUGGGAAAGUUAUUAUCACUUUUGAAUCGGAAAAAGAUGCAGAAAAUGUCAAAAAGAAGGUUCAUUAUGUAAACAAACAUAUACUUCAUGUGUACUGGUAUAAAAAUCUAGUUUGGCAAGAAGAUGCAAUGAUUGUGUCAAAUGGCCCCAAAGACAUGUCUAAAGAAAUGUUAAUAGAUUUUUUUGAAGAGAACUGGAAAUUAGAAAUUGUAGAUGUCUUCCCUGGAAGAAAUCCUGGAACUUUUCUUGUGUAUUGCCAAAGUGAAAUUGAUUUUGGGAAUGUUCAGAAGCUGUGCCAAAACAACCCCUUAAAAGGAAAUCAACUGAAAGUGGAUAGAAUUAAGGAAAUAAACAGUGUUCAAGUGGAAAACGUUUCUUCAAAUGUCAGCUCUGAGAGACUUCAGAGUUAUUUUGGAAACAGAAAAAAAAGUUCUGGUGGAGAUAUUUCUUCAGUUCAACAACAAACCUCUGAUACUUACAUUGUAAGUUUUAAAGAGGCAUGUGUUGUGCUGGACGUUUGUAGAAGACGACAUCAACUGGAAGGUAUGAAGGUGAAUGUUCAACCGUUCUGGGUACCAUGUGAAGAAAAUACCAUUUCAAGCCAGCAAGUCCAUGACUAUUUACUACCUUCCCAGUUCCAUCUGACUUUCUUACAGAAACAUCAAUUAGUAUUUGAUUCCAAGUUAAAGGAAUUGGCUGAAGUAAUUUGGAAAGAUUCCAAGAGUAAUAAACUCAAAUUAAAAUAUUCUGAAGAAAAUUUUGAAGAAAUUGAAAAAUGUUUGGAAGAUUUAUUAAAUUCCAUUACUGUUGAAAUUAUUUAUGUUCCAGAUGAAAUUUUUGAAGACAUUGUCAGAACAUUUAAAAGUGAAGAUGAUAAGAAGUAUUUUUAUUUUGAUUUCCGAUAUCAUAAAGUUCAUAUUUUGGGAUUUGAUAAAAGUAGUGUAAUUAAAAUGAAAAAGAGACUUUUGGAUAAUCUUAGAACGGAACGUGAGGAUGAGUUAAAUAUUCACGAAAGAUGUAUUCUGUCUGGUCUCGAAUUUUUUGCGGAUGCAGAAAGACAAUUUGAAGGUCUAAAAGUCACAGCUGAAAGUAACAAAGUUAUUUUUGAAGGCCAGUAUUCCAAAGUAACUAAUUGUCAAAAGAAUAUGUAUGAAAUUCUUCGGUCAAUUGUAAAAUCUGAAUUGUGUUUGCCUUUAAAUACUGGAAUGAUCAUAAAUAAAAAAUCAGUGAAAGAAUAUCUUGAUGAAAAACUGAGAAACAAGAAAUGUAUCGGUUCAUGGGAAACGGGUGAUGGUGAUUCAGUAAUACUUUAUGCAAGUGAUAAAACACAUCUUUCACUUUUGGAAGAAAUCAUGAAAGAAACUUUUGUUGCCAAUACACUGGAUUUUGUAGACAAAAUUAAGGAUACUCCAAUUCAUGGAAUGUGGCUGACAUAUUUUGAAAGUCUAAAAGAAGAGUUUCCAGAUUUCUGUUUUUUUGGAGAAGAUUCUAUUGUUGCUGUUGAUGCUGUAGUUAAUGAUAUAAAAACCAAAAUUGAUAACUUUAAGCAAUCUUUAAUUUAUGAAUCUUAUAUAUCGAUGCCUCUUGAACAUUUCCUCUUUCUUAAAGAGUUCAAAGAACAGGAAAUCAAUGACUUUAGUGGGAAACAUAAAAUUAAGAAUGUGUGUCUCAAAGAUAAUAAGUUACACCUGGAAGGAACACAAAACCAAAUUAGGAAAAUGGAAACAUUUAUAGAAAACUUAAGAAAAGAUAUCAGCUCAAAAGAAGAAAACUUUGAAAUGUUUGGAUUUCAAGAAUUUCUGGAAAAUGAAGAAGGAAAGAAUUUCUUAUGUAAAAUGCAGAAGCAAUCUGAGAGCAUAAUAUUAAAUUCAGAUUUAGGAAGUGAAACAGAUGAAAUAGUUAAUUUUAUAUUGGAAAAUAUGGGAGAAGGUGCAGCAGCCAUUGUGCAGAAAGAAACCACAUCUUCAAACCCAUCCCCUCUUCAUCCACAACAGAAAGUACCCUCCAUGAUACCCAGAACUAAUGUGACAUCCAGAGAAAAUGCUGGCAUUAAAAUAAACCUAAUGCCUGAUUCAAUUUCUAAUGCAUCUGUUGAUGUCAUCGUUAACAGCACCAAUAAAAACCUCCAGCUUAAUGAUGGUUCUAUUUCCAAAUUUAUUCUCAAUGCUGCUGGUCCCCAGAUACAAAGCGAAUGUAGCCAGAAAUAUCCUCAAGGUAUUUCUACAUCUAACAUAGCCAUUACUAAAGGAUAUAACCUCAAAUGUAAGAAUGUAUUUCAUCUGGUAUUACCUUCCUGGGAUGAAAAUUCUUCUGAUUCAAUUCUGGCAAACUUGACUCAAAUAAUAACCAUUUGUCUGGAAACUGCUGAGAAAAUGGGUGCAAAAAGCCUUGCAUUUCCUAUAUUAGGGGCUGGGACAUUGAAGUACCCCAUUGAAAACCUACCCAGAACAAUGUAUGAAGCAGUGAAAAACUACUCAAUUCAAAAUUCAAGCCAGAUCAAAGAUGUUUACUUUGUGGUUUAUCCUCAAGACACAGAAAUUCUGAAGAAAUUUGAUGAAUAUUUCCAAGGAAACACAACAGGUAGUUCAACUGCAUCAUCAGGAACCUCCCCUCUUCAUCCACAACAGAAAGCAGCUUCUGUGACACCCAGAACUAAUGUGGCAUUGACAAAGAAUCCUGGCAUCAAAAUAAACUUAAUGACUGAUUCAAUUUCUAAUGUAUCUGUUGAUGUCAUCGUUAACAGCUCCAAUGAAGAACUCCAGCUUGACAAAGGGUCUAUCUCCAAAUUUAUUCUCAAUGCUGCUGGUCCCCAGAUACAAAACGAAUGUAACCAGAGAUAUCCUCAAGGUAUUUCUACAUCUAAAAUAGCUGUCACUAAAGGAUAUAACCUCAACUGUAAGAAUGUAUUUCAUCUGGUAUUACCUCCCUGGGAUGUAAAUUCCCCUGAUUCAAUUCUGGCAAACUUGACUCAAAUAAUAACCACUUGUCUGAAAAAAGCUGAGGAAUUGGGAGCAAAAAGCCUUGCAUUUCCUAUAUUAGGAGCUGGAACAUUGAAGUACCCCAUUGAAAUCCUACCCAGAACUAUGUAUGAAGCAGUGAAAAACUACUCAAAUCAAAAUUCAAGCUGGAUCAAAGAUGUUUACUUUGUGGUUUAUCCUCAAGACACAGAAAUUAUGAAGAAAUUUGAUGAAUAUCUCCUAAAUAAACCAGUAAAUGAAGGAGUUCAUUCAAAAGACACUGUAUCGUCAAAUGCAUCCCUUCCUGGCUCACAACAGGAAUCAUCCUCUAUGACACCCAGAACUAAUGUGACAUCCAGAGAAAAUGCUGGCAUUAAAAUAAACCUAUGGAUUGAUUCAAUUUCUAAUGCAUCUGUUGAUGUCAUCGUUAACAGCUCCAAUAGGCAUCUCCAGCUUGACAAAGGGUCUAUCUCCAAAUUUAUUCUUUUUGCUGCUGGUCUCCAAAUGCAAGAUGAAUGUAACCAGAGAUAUCCUCAAGGUAUUUCUGCAUCGGAAAUAGCCAUCACUAAAGGAUAUAACCUCAACUGUAAGAAUGUAUUUCAUCUGGCAUUACAUGAAUGGGAUGAAUAUUAUUCUCAUUCAAUUCUGGCAAACUUGACUCAAAUAAUAACCACUUGUCUGAAAAAAGCUGAGGAAUUGGGAGCAAAAAGCCUUGCAUUUCCUAUAUUAGGAGCUGGAACAUUGAAGUACCCCAUUGAAAUCCUACCCAGAAUUAUGUAUGAAGCAGUGAAAAACUACUCAAAUCAAAAUUCAAGCCGGAUCAAAGAUGUUUACUUUGUCGUUUAUCCUCAAGACACAGAAAUUAUGAAGAAAUUUGAUGAAUAUCUCCUAAAUAAACCAGUAAAUGAAGGAGUUCAUUCAAAAGACACCGUAUCGUCAAAUGCAUCCCUUCCUGGCUCACAACAGGAAUCAUCCUCUAUGACACCCAGAACUAAUGUGACAUCCAGAGAAAAUGCUGGCAUUAAAAUAAACCUAUGGAUUGAUUCAAUUUCUAAUGCAUCUGUUGAUGUCAUCGUUAACAGCACCAAUAAAAACCUCCAGCUUAAUGAUGGUUCUAUCUCCAAAUUUAUUCUCAAUGCUGCUGGUCCCCAGAUACAAAGCGAAUGUAGCCAGAAAUAUCCUCAAGGUAUUUCUACAUCUAACAUAGCCAUUACUAAAGGAUAUAACCUCAAAUGUAAGAAUGUAUUUCAUCUGGCAUUACCUCCCUGGGAUGAAUAUCCCCCUGAUUCAAUUCUGGCAAACUUGACUCAAAUAAUAACCAUUUGUCUGGAAACUGCAGAGAGAAUGGGUGCAAAGAGCCUUGCAUUUCCUAUAUUAGGAGCUGGAAAAUUGAGGUACCCCAUUGAACAACUACCUGGAAUUAUGUAUGAAGCUGUGAAAAACUACUCAAAUCAAAAUUCAAGCCAGAUCAAAGUUGUAGACUUUGUGGUUUAUCCUCAAGACACAGAAAUAGUAAAGAAAUUUUAUGAAUAUCUCCAAAACAGACAGAAAAAUGAAAGACUUCUUCCAAGAGACACAGAUAUUUGUUUAUUUUCAGCAACCCCUUCACCAAACCCAUCCCUUCCUGAUCCACGACAGAAAGCACCCACCAUGACACCCAGAACUAAUGUGACAUCCAGAGAAAAUGCUGGCAUCAAAAUACAACUAUUGAUUGAUUCAAUUUCUAAUGCAUCUGUUGAUGUCAUCGUUAACAGCACCAACGAACAUCUCCAGCUUGACAGUGGUGCUAUUUCCAAAUUUAUUCUCCAUAAUGCUGGUCCUGAGAUACAAGAUGAAUGUAGCCAGAGAUAUCCUCAAGGUAUUUCUAUGUCUGAAAUAGCCGUCACUAAAGGAUACAACCUCAAAUGUGACAAUGUAUUUCAUCUGGCAUUACCUGCCUGGGAUGAAAAUUCUUCUCAUUCAAUUCUGGCAAACUUGACUCAAAUAAUAACCAUUUGUCUGGAAAAAGCUGAGGAAUUGGGAGCAAAAAGCCUUGCAUUUCCUAUAUUAGGUGCUGGGAUAUUGAAGUACCCCAUUGAAAACCUACCCAGAACUAUGUAUGAAGCAGUGAAAAACUACUCAAAUCAAAAUUCAAGCCGGAUCAAAGAUGUUUACUUUGUGGUUUAUCCUCAAGACACAGAAAUAGUAAAGAAAUUUAAAGAAUAUUUCCAACAAAUGCCAGCAGAUGGUUCAUAUGGUUCACAUGUAUCAUCAGAUGAUGAAGAUAUUGAUGAUGAAGAUGAUGAAGAUGAAGAAAUAGAAGAUAAUGUCUCUGCUGGUCAAAAAGUUGUUGGUGUCACAUUGAAAUUCUUUGCUAAAUACCAAAAUCUUGACAAUGCUAUAGAAACUGUUAAAAAGGAGUACGAUUCUCUAUUAACAACUCAGGAAAUACCAUUUGAUGUGGACUUGACAGAAUCUCGAAAGCUGCGUUUAAGGGAUAUUAGUAGAACAGAUAAAAUCCAGAUUUCUGUCAGUGACACAAUUACAAUUUAUGGCAGACAGCCUCAUGUAAAAGAUGCUAAACUCUCUGUCCAAUCAUUAUUAAUGGAAUUCAAAGAAACUGAUGAGGAGACUCUUAUUAAGGAAAUGGUACAAUGGUCUUACUUUGAAGAAAGUUUUCCAGAAAACCUAAGAAUGUUUAGUGACAAAGAAAAUGCCAAGCUUGAGAAAGCAUACACACUGAAAAAGAAAUUCAUUAAUUGGAAGAAAAUAAAAUACAAUUUUCAGAAAAUGAGUUUUCGACUCGGAGGGAGGGAAUUUAAAAUGAAGAGGAAACAAAACAUAAAGGAAGAAUUGAUCCCUGAUACAUGGUCACCAAUGGGAGACGAGGAAUUAUUUAAAAUUGUUCCAGUCACAAAUGGACCAGAAUAUGAUGACAUCCAGGCCACUUUCCGUCAGAAUUUGCCUUCCUAUCGUAUAAUCAAAAUUGAGAGAAUUCAAAAUAAAACAUUGUACCAGGGAUACCAAGCAUUGAAAAGAAAGUUUGAGGUAGAAAAUCCAAACAUUUCAAAUGAAGUUGAUGGCCUUUGGCAUGGUACUGCUGAAGGAGCUGUUGAGGGAAUAAAUAAAUCAGGAUUCAACCGUAGCUAUUGUGGUAGAAAUGCCACAGCAUUUGGUGAAGGUGUUUAUUUUGCCAAAGACAUCAAAUAUUCUGCAAGUGAUACCUAUUCUACUCCUGACCAUCACAGAAUAAAGAGGAUAUACCAAUGCAGUGUUCUUGUGGGAAAAGUGAUACAAGGACAACACAGAUUGAAAGUUUUACAGGAAUCUUACAAUUCUGCUGUUAAUAAUAUUCAAACACCCAGUAUUUAUAUUAUUUUCCAUGACUCUCAAGCAUAUCCUAAUUAUUUGAUUACAUUCUCUAAUCAGUGAAUAUAAUUGGAAUUCAUAAAACACAUAUAAUGUGAACAGGAAUAUAUUUAACAGAAGAAAGACAAAGAAAAUACA
Molecule: messenger RNA, 6670 nt
Organism: Octopus sinensis (East Asian common octopus)
Lineage: Eukaryota; Metazoa; Mollusca; Cephalopoda; Octopoda; Octopodidae
Product: protein mono-ADP-ribosyltransferase PARP14-like
Exons: 34
Coding region: 8-6595 (2195 amino acids)
Biological process (GO): negative regulation of gene expression
Cellular component (GO): nucleus; cytoplasm
Molecular function (GO): RNA binding; transcription corepressor activity; NAD+ poly-ADP-ribosyltransferase activity
Source: RefSeq, a predicted model, not a curated record